This is a messenger RNA of Wallemia ichthyophaga EXF-994, 1491 nucleotides long. Its product is annotated as RNA-binding protein rsd1. Gene Ontology annotation, cellular component: nucleus. Gene Ontology annotation, biological process: mRNA processing. The transcript is spliced from 2 exons. The record is from RefSeq and is a predicted model, not a curated record. Lineage: Eukaryota; Fungi; Basidiomycota; Wallemiomycetes; Wallemiales; Wallemiaceae. Gene Ontology annotation, molecular function: RNA binding. Bases 1 to 1491 code for a protein of 496 amino acids.
AUGUCUGCUGGUGAUAGAUACUCCCCACGCCUCUCCCCAGACGAUGUAGACGUACACACACACGAGAUAGGCAGCGACGUACGAGACGGGCGAGACGUGCGUGACAUGCGCGAUAUUCGCUCCAGAGACCGUUCGCGAGAGCGCCACGAGCGACGCCGCAGCCGCUAUGAGGGGUAUGAGAGAAGGGACUCGGCGCACACCCACUCUCACCGCCGUAGAAGAUCACGCUCACGGUCGCGGUCGCGGUCCCAUUCCCCGCACUCGCCCCGUCCACGCGCCCGCCCGCCACGCCAGACCCGCCCACGCUCACCCGAGAUACCGCUGUCGGAGAAUGUCGACAGUCUGGAAUCGGAGCAGCGCAGUGUGUUUGUAAACCAGCUCAGUACACGCACAACGAGCCACGACCUUCGCCGCUUCUUUCAGGAGAAGUUGGGUAGUCGCGGUGUGGUGGAUGCGCGGGUGGUGAGCGACAAGAACAGUCGCCGUAGCAAGGGCAUUGGGUACGUGGAGGUGCGCACUGCGAGCAUGAUCGAUAGUGCUCUCGAGCUCAGCGGGGAGCUGCUCAACGGGAUUCCUAUGAUAGUCACCCAGAGCGAGGCAGACAAGAACAGGAUGGCGAGGGGUGGUGGUGGUGGUACGAACGCCAACGCGAGUUUGGCAGGCGAUGAGGGGAGACGCGCACGUGCACCUCCAAGCCACAACUCCAAACCAUCCUCACACGCCCACGCCAAUGACUCCUCCCUCUCUCCCGCUAACGACCCCGCCUUGUAUAAGGUCUUUGUGGGCAGUCUCAGCUAUGCACUGCGUGAGGAGGACGUUCACGGUGUCUUUGCCCCCUUUGGCGCGAUCGAGGAGGUAGAACUAGGCAAGGAUGGCGAAGGGCAAUCAAAAGGCUAUGCUUAUGUCAAGUACAGACGUAUGGAAGAUAGUCGCAUGGCGUGCGAGCAAAUGAACCGCUUCGAGCUGGCGGGGAGAUCUCUCAAAGUGCUGCUCGUUAAUCACUACGGCACUCCCGUUCGCAUGCCCGAACAAAGCAUUGAGAACGAGGGCCUUAAUCUCAACUCUAUCUCUCGGCACGAAUUGAUGAAGACACUCAUGCGCUCACAUGACCCAGCUGCCAGCGCACAGGAAGAGGAGGUGCGCGCGAGGCAGGAAGAGAUCGUCAGGCAGAGGGAGAAGGAGAGGUCAAUGAUGAAAACAGAUUGCGUACUACUCAAGUAUAUGUUCAAGAGCAGCGAAGAGACGGAGGCUGGUUGGGAGAAGGAGCUAGCUGAGGAUGUGGGUGAGGAGUGCGAGAGUAAAUAUGGAAAGGUGAGCAAGAUUGGUGUGGAUAGGAAUAGCGAGGAGGGAGAGAUAGUACUGCAAUUUGCGACGCUUGAAGGUGCACAGAAGGCAAUUAAUGGACUCAAUGGAAGAUGGUUUGGUGGGAGACAAGUGAAGGCAGUACCAAUAGCGGAUAGAUUCAUGGUGAGGAGAGUAUUGAUUAAGUAA